Molecule: messenger RNA, 819 nt
Organism: Erinaceus europaeus (western European hedgehog)
Lineage: Eukaryota; Metazoa; Chordata; Mammalia; Eulipotyphla; Erinaceidae
Gene: LY6G5C
Product: lymphocyte antigen 6 family member G5C
Exons: 3
Coding region: 4-447 (147 amino acids)
Cellular component (GO): external side of plasma membrane
Source: RefSeq, a predicted model, not a curated record
UUUAUGGCAGGCCCUGGAAGUAACUGGAAUCUAGGGCUCCUGGGCCUCCAAAGCAUUCCCCGAGUCCUGCACAUGAUCCUCUUAAUAGUGCUGACCAGGAUGAGCUUGGUAUUUGGUCAGCUCAUGCCAAUCUAUCAAGACAUAGCUCAACCAGCUCAGCUUCCUAAAUACCUGCGCUGCUAUCGGUGCCUCCUGGAGACCAAGGAGAUAGGAUGCCUUCUGGGAUCUGACAUUUGUCUUGCCCCACCCGGCAGCAGUUGCAUGACACUCUACAUAAAGAACAGCACUGGCUCUGAAAUCCUGGUGAGUGACUGCCGGCGCAAGGAGCAAAUGAGUGACUGCUCCUAUACCCGUGCUUCUCCAGUAGUUGGCUUCUGGAUGUUCUCUCGGUGCUGCUUCAUGAACUUCUGCAAUAAUCCUCAGAACAGAGUGAACUACUUUACUUAGAACAUCUGUGGAGACAUCUGGAGUAAAAGCCUGCCAGUUUCCAGUAAUUAUCUUAAUUGCCACCUGAACUCAAUCCCUCCCUCCAUCUCUGCUUCCCUUUAUUCACUGGGCCUCAGCUCUACCUACCUCCUGCUUGACACCUGGACUCCCACUCUGCCCCUCCCUAGACGCACUGUCUUGAAUUUUCUAGAGUUUUCUCUUCAAGUCCUCAGUCUGACAUCUUUCUUCCUUUCUGCUCCCAUCUCUAGGCUUCAUCUUUGCCCUGCUUUGCUUUCUGACUUUCUCCCACCACAGUUAUCUCUGGUUCCAAGUCUCUAGGUGUUCUCCCCAAUAAACUGAUGUAUUAACUGUAUUAUUUGUAUGUCUAUUCUG